AUGCUGAUAUUGGGAAUGUUCGUUGCCUACUGGGACACCCCCAUAGUGAGAGCCAACAACCGGAGCCUGAGCUUCCUCCUCCUUGUCUCCAUCAAGCUGAGCUUCCUCAGUGUGUUUCUGUUCCUCGGUCGCCCUGUGGAUAUAACCUGCAUGCUGCGCAUCAUCACUUUUGGAAUCACCUUCUCCAUAGCUGUCUCUUCUCUCCUGGCCAAGACUAUCAUGGUUUGUGUUGCUUUCAAAGCCACCAAGCCAGGGAGCUCAUGGAGAAAAUGGCUGGGAGUCAAACUGUCCAAUUCUGUAGUCUUGUUCUGCUCAUCCAUUCAAAUAAUCAUCUGCAUGACUUGGUUGGCCAUUUCUCCUCCCUUUCAGGAACUGGACAUUCACACUUCCCCUGGAACCAUCAUCAUUCAGUGCAAUGAGGGCUCAGCUAUUGGCUUUUACUCAGUUAUUGGGUAUAUGGGGCUUCUGGCAGCUGUUAGUUUUGUUUUAGCAUUUUUAGCUCGGAGCUUACCGGACAGUUUUAAUGAGGCCAAGUACAUC
This is a messenger RNA of Xenopus tropicalis (tropical clawed frog), 540 nucleotides long. Its product is annotated as vomeronasal type-2 receptor 26. The transcript has a single exon. Lineage: Eukaryota; Metazoa; Chordata; Amphibia; Anura; Pipidae. Gene Ontology annotation, biological process: G protein-coupled receptor signaling pathway. Gene Ontology annotation, molecular function: G protein-coupled receptor activity. The record is from RefSeq and is a predicted model, not a curated record. Gene Ontology annotation, cellular component: membrane. The annotation marks the transcript as partial.